Rotaria sp. Silwood1 is the source of this 717-nucleotide messenger RNA. The record is from the annotation of a GenBank genome assembly. NCBI's taxonomy places the organism in Eukaryota, Metazoa, Rotifera, Eurotatoria, Philodinida, Philodinidae.
AUGGAAACAUCUAUAUUGGAAUUACCAAAUGAAUUAAUUGAAAUAAUUAUUUUUUAUAUUAUUGGUCGACCGUGGAAAAAUGAUGUACAUGAUUUUCUUUCAUUUACAUCAACUUGUCGAUAUUUUCGACGAUUUAUUCAAGAUGAAAGAUAUUGGCGAAUAAUGACCUUACGUCGUGAUCCUACAUGUGAAAAAACUUCGGAGACAAUAAAAUGGUUUGAACAUUGUAAACAAAUCUAUUGUCAACGAACAAUAUCCGGUGAUGAACUUAAACAAUGUAUAAGUCGAUAUAAUGAUAAUUAUUUUUGUACAAUAGAAAAAAUUUUUAUUUGGCCAAAUAAAAUUCGUGUAUAUAUUGAUGAACAUGGUGAUGAGUCUUUUGGUAAUAUUCGAGAUCCAACAAAUUCAAUAAUAGCACUUGUUGAUAAUAAUUUUCCUAUUUAUAGUCGACCAAUUGGCAUAAGAACUAAUCAUAGUAAAUUUUCAAUUGCAAAUGAACGAUCUGAACAUUUAGGUUAUUUGGAUUUUCCAUACAGCAUUUCAUUAAAUAGUAUUGGAAAAAAUCUCAUUUUUCAAUAUGGUAUUUCAGGUUAUACUAAUGCAAUACUUUUUCAUAUUGAUCGAACAUUUAUUAAUAAAUAUAAUCUCGUACCAUUAUUCAGAAAAUUGAAAAAAAUUCCAAAACAUUCAGUUUUAUUUAGAACAAAAAGUAUUUGA